This is a messenger RNA of Diaporthe amygdali, 1677 nucleotides long. RefSeq lists its product as uncharacterized. Gene Ontology annotation, molecular function: carbohydrate:proton symporter activity. NCBI's taxonomy places the organism in Eukaryota, Fungi, Ascomycota, Sordariomycetes, Diaporthales, Diaporthaceae. Bases 1 to 1677 code for a protein of 558 amino acids. The transcript has 7 exons. Gene Ontology annotation, biological process: carbohydrate transport; transmembrane transport. Gene Ontology annotation, cellular component: membrane. The record is from RefSeq and is a predicted model, not a curated record.
AUGGGUGAGUUGCAAAGGCUCAAGGGCUUCAAUGUGGCCAACCACUUUGAGAAGCGGGGCCUUCUCAUUGCCAUCAACAGCAUCGCCGCACUGAGCAUUUUCUUCUUUGGCUACGAUCAAGGUAUGAUGGGAGGUGUGAAUACGGCGAGGGAUUAUGUCGACUUGAUGGGGUUUGGUCAUGUUGAAGAUGACGGCACCGUCGUCAUAACUGACAGUCUACUUCAAGGCGGCAUCGUCUCUGUAUACUAUCUAGGGACACUCUUCGGGUGCCUCCUUGGUGGCUGGGUCGGCGACAAGGUUGGUCGAAUCAAGACGAUUGCCCUCGGGGCAUUGUGGGCUAUCAUCGGUGCCACCCUCCAAUGCUCAGCCCAGAACCACGACUGGAUGAUAUGCGCGAGAGGCGUCAACGGGAUCGGCACCGGUAUUCUCAACGCCAUUGUACCGGUCUGGGCAACAGAAACGGCAGAGCACACGUCUCGUGGUCAGUUCAUCGCCAUUGAGUUCACCCUAAACAUAUUUGGUGUCGUAGUAGCAUAUUGGCUUGAGUUUGGGCUAUCAUUCAUAGAUGGUGGCAAGUCACCCAUUAGAUGGCGCUUCCCCAUCGCAUUUCAAAUCAUCCCGUUGCUCGUUCUCCUCGGCGCGGUCUGGUUCUUUCCAGAGUCCCCUCGUUGGCUCACCAAAGUUGGCCGCGACGAAGAAGCUCGUUAUAUCCUGCGCCGCCUGCGCGGUACUGAUGCCGAAGGAGAACCUAAGGCUAAUGCUGAAUACCACGAUAUCCGCAACAUCGUUGCGCUGGAGGCUAAAGAAUCAUCUAACAACUCGUAUCUCCACAUGCUCUUCGGUAUUGGCUCGGGCGAGUUGCACACUGGAAGGCGUGUACAGCUUGUGAUUUGGUUGCAAAUUAUCCAGGAAUGGGUUGGUAUUGCAGGUGUCACAGUAUAUGCGCCAACUAUCUUCGGAAUUGCCGGCUAUGACUCUACAAAGAGCGCAUGGAUCAGCGGGUUGAACAAUAUCUUCUACAUGUUCGCGACUCUUAUUUGUGUCUUCACGCUCGACCGGAUUGGACGACGCUGGACUCUAUACUGGGGCGCGGUUGGUCAGGGUAUUGCUAUGUUUCUCGCCGGAGCAUUCUCUCGCCUUGGUCAGGACGCAAGCAACGCGGGCGAUUCGGCAAAAGCCGCUUCUUACGGAGCAGCGGCCGCAUCUUUCGUUUUUAUAUUCACAUCCGUCUUCGGCGCAACAUGGCUCACCGUCCCUUGGCUGUAUCCAGCCGAGAUAUUCCCAUUGCAGGUCCGAGCCAAGGGCAACGCCUGGGGCGUGUUUGGAUGGUCCAUUGGCAAUGGCUGGUUAACACUUUUGUGUCCAGUCAUGUUCAAUGCUAUCGGCGAAAAGACUUUAUAUAUAUUUGGAGCCUGCAACGUCGUUGCUAUUCCCAUCGUAUGGGCGUUCUAUCCGGAGAGCAAUCAAAGAACAUUGGAAGAAAUGGACCUCUUGUUUGCAGCACAAACACCUUGGGUCUGGGAUGCCGAAAAGACCUUCACGAGACUGAAAGCGGAACGACCGGAGCUCUUAGAAACGGCACACCGGGGCGAACGUGCCUUCGACACCGAGGCUGGGGUGAUAACCAGUUCCGCGGACAAGGAAGCCGGCGAGGUGUCAACAAGUCAACACGCAUAA